UGUUCUUUGGCAUGGGUGGGCUGUGGGCUCUGUUCCGCUGCUGCAAAGGAAAGUGAAGGUGGUGAGAGUAGAGUGACGAACAGGGGGAGAUAUCUGAUGCUGAAGACGCUAUUGGCUGACAACACUUUGUAGCCCACUGUCUGUGACAGCGAGUGGGAUUUCCUUAACCGUUUCGUGAUGCGUAAUGACCCGACGACACCCCCCACACACUUUCUACAUGACAAGGGUCUGAUUUGUUUAUUGCAGUCGAACAUAAUCGCUGAACUGUUAAGGGACUUGUAGAUCGAGCUUUUCGAACCUAUUCAACUCUGUUUGCUUUUAGACACAUAAACUUCUGCUUCCUCAAAUAUUGAAUGGCUGUUGCUGGAGCUUUCACUUUCUCUAUACAGCGAUUCGGCAAGUCACAGUGGAGAAUUCAAGGGGAAAUUUCAGCCCUGAUGGGUGGGAGUUUCCACUGCGACGGUGGAGGGUUUGAUCUGUUGUGGUUGUAAGCAUAUUAUCUCAUAUGUCAAAUGAGUGCUGGAAGUGUUUGUACAGUAGUUUUGGCACAGCACUACUUUUACACUUUCUUCUACUUUUCGGCAAACUCAAAUCAGAGUUUAACCUCACAGCUUGGUUUCUGACAGCUUUUUUCCCUUCAACAACAACAACAAAGGUAAGCCAGGGCUUUUAUAUUUGUAAAGCUCAUUUAAAUAAUCUAAAUGCCAAGGUUACUUUUAAGACAGAUUAUCCCUCUGUCGCUGAACUUCAGCACAUCCUAAUUACACUCUUGUUUAUCCUCGCCCCUGUCUCUUUUAGCGGUGUCAAAAUGAAGUUUCUUGAGCUGGAUGACUCGAUCGGUCGCUUCAGGUUUUCACAGUCCUGUUUGGGAUUAGUGGGGUGCCUGUGUGUGUGCUAUGCAGUCUGGACACCUUACUGGGUGAAGGACAGGGGACUGUGGACGGAGUGGAACGCCACUGAAAGCGACCAGACGAAUCCUAAAGAUGAUAUUGGCAUCAACGCUCUGGAAGCAGAGAGGGUCUUUGGAGUUCUCUCCUUCCUGAUGGCCGUGAGCACGGCUGCUCUGUGUCUGGUGUUUGCCCUCUGCUGGACAUCCCAGACGGUGCGCUCCUACUCAAACACUCGCGCUCUCCUCAUUGUACAAAAGGCGCUCUACCCCACUACCCUGCUGCUGUUCACCAUGGCCCCCACAGGUUUCUUCUUCCUCCUGAGCUGGUCUUUUUUCACAUACCAGCACCAUGAAGAAAUCCGUCAGGACUUCUCCAGUCUUGGCUCCUCCUAUUGGCUGGGGGCUUUAGGUUGGACCCUGCUGCUCGUCGUGGAGCCGAUCGUCUUUAUCGUUGAACAGGCUGUCGUGCCAGACAUUCUACCUGACUUGGAGAAUGCUGUGGCGCCAUGGCGGAUUUCCUCUCCAUCUGAGGCCGACGAACAAUCUUUUAGUCAAAGUUCUCAUCCUUUUAGCCCCAAAAGCAACAAGGGUGUGAUGAAAUAUAUGUCUGAAUUUUGAAUGGAGUUCAGAAACAAUAAGGACAUGAAUAUGAAUAUGACGCUAAAGGACUGUGCACUGAAAGAAUCCUGAAGUCAGAAGAACUGAAGUUUCCUGCUGGGCUUACUGUGGAAGUCAUUUUCUGGUUUGUUGACUGGUUCACUGGUUUGUUGAUUGAAAUGAAACCACAACACACUAAGGACUAAUAACAUACCAACUAGUGAAAUACAAAACUAAUGAUAGGUUUGUGCCUCAGCCAGGAUCAGGUCCAGGUAUAAAGGGCUCUGAGUUCAAUCUACGUAAACAAGACAUUCAGUUAGUACAUUUAUCUAAAUAGUGCUGCUGCGAUAUAUCUUACCUGAAGUCAUUGUUAUGGCCAUGUGACACUUCAAAUAGUAAUUGUCAUGUAAAAGAUGAUAGGUACUGAUUAAUGUUGACAGAUUUACACAUUACAAGCAUUUUUGGUCUGUUACAUAUGUUUUUCUUUUUUUGGAGAUUUAACUUGGGUUUAUUUAUAAACAGAUGAGUAGUUCUCAGAUAUAUUCGUGAGCCCAGACUAUAAUUUCAACUACAGCAUUGUUUUAAUGCAGAGCUCCAUGAGGGCCUGAAGAUCAUGGCCAUUCAGUACUUGUUUUCAGCCGUGUCCCUUAUGCACAUUUCUUUUAAUAGUAGAUUGCACUGUAGUUAAGGAAAUUCCCACUUGCAAAUUCUUUGCAAUUUUUACAGUAAGAAACAUUGGUGCGCAUCAACAGAAUCCCAACUAUUGUCAGCUAGCUGUCAUUUGGCAGGACAUGGGGUACAUCUUUGAGUGGCUGCCAGUCCGUUGUAGGACUAACAAGAAACAAUGUUCUUGAACAGUCUGCCUGCACUACCUUUCACACUGGUGGACUCUUCUCCUUUAGACUUUUGAAACACUCUCUUUUCUUUUCUUUUUUUAUACCAAGUCUUUAUUAAUUGUGAAUUUUGUUACUUUGUUGUUUUUUGUUGUU
Messenger RNA from Maylandia zebra (zebra mbuna), 2475 nucleotides. Lineage: Eukaryota; Metazoa; Chordata; Actinopteri; Cichliformes; Cichlidae. The record is from RefSeq and is a predicted model, not a curated record.